This is a messenger RNA of Elephantulus edwardii (Cape elephant shrew), 1014 nucleotides long. RefSeq names its product tRNA methyltransferase 10 homolog A (S. cerevisiae) (gene TRMT10A). Gene Ontology annotation, cellular component: nucleus; nucleoplasm; cytosol. Gene Ontology annotation, biological process: tRNA N1-guanine methylation. NCBI's taxonomy places the organism in Eukaryota, Metazoa, Chordata, Mammalia, Macroscelidea, Macroscelididae. The transcript has 7 exons. The record is from RefSeq and is a predicted model, not a curated record. Gene Ontology annotation, molecular function: tRNA binding. Bases 1 to 1014 code for a protein of 337 amino acids.
AUGUCAUCUGAAACGUUACCAGCCUUUAUUGAGACUUCCAAUGUUGAAAGAAAGCAAAUCUUAGAUGAAAAUAAAGAAGAGAGCCAGAAGCCAGAAUCAAGUAAAGCAUGUGAAUCCAUAUCUAAGAGGCAGAUGAAGAAACUAAUAAAACAAAAACAAUGGGAAGAACAGCGAGAACUCCGCAAACAAAAGCGAAAAGAAAAACGUAAGAGAAAAAAAUUAGAGCGGCAAAGUCAACUGGAAUCAAAUUCUGAUGGAAAUGACAGAAAACGUAUUCGAAGAGAUGUUGUUCACAGCACACUACGCCUUGUUAUUGACUGUAGUUUUGAUGACUUGAUGGUAUUAAAGGACAUUAAGAAACUUCAUAAGCAGAUUCAACGAUGUUAUGCAGAAAACCGACGUGCUUUACAUCCUGUGCAGUUUUAUUUGACAAGUCAUGGAGGCCAGCUGAAAAAAAACAUGGAUGAAAAUGACAAAGGAUGGGUCAACUGGAAGGAUAUCCACAUCAAGCCAGAACACUACAGUGAUCUUAUAAAGAAAGACGACUUGAUUUAUCUUACAUCAGAUUCACCCAAUGUAUUGAAGGAAUUAGAUGAAUCAAAGGCCUAUGUGAUCGGAGGAUUAGUAGAUCACAAUCAUCACAAGGGACUCACAUAUAAACAAGCAUCCGACUAUGGAAUUGAACAUGCACAACUCCCUCUUGGAAACUUUGUGAAGAUGAACAGUCGAAAAGUUCUAGCAGUUAAUCAUGUGUUUGAGAUUAUUCUGGAAUACCUGCAAAAAAGAGACUGGCAAGAGGCAUUUUUUACUAUUUUACCCCAGCGUAAAGGAGCUGUUCCCACAGAGAAAGCCUGUAAAGAUUCUUCACUUGACAAGAAACCUGUGGAAGACGGAACAGACAGUGAUUCCAGUGAGGAGGAAAAUAGCAGAAAUGAACUAACUUCAGUCCAUGAAGAAGAAAAGCAUGAAAAAGAAAAUAUCACUGAAUCUAUAGUGAAGUCUGUACCGCACUAA